Messenger RNA from Thlaspi arvense, 764 nucleotides. The record is from the annotation of a GenBank genome assembly. NCBI's taxonomy places the organism in Eukaryota, Viridiplantae, Streptophyta, Magnoliopsida, Brassicales, Brassicaceae.
AAAAAAUUACAAUCGGCGAGAGGAAGGAAAAAAAAAAAAAGAGAGAGAGAGGAGGUUUCGCGACCAGAAAGAGCCGCCGGCGGAAUCGAGAGGCCAAGGCCGUAGUCAAAGAGCUUGAUGGAAAAGUUGAGUGCACCGUUAAUAAGUCGCCGGAGGAAACUGUUUGAUCUUUGUAGAUGUCCUGCAGGUGCAUUGUUUCCGCCGAGGAGCUCAGGUGCUGGACUUACUUUCUUGUGCAGAGGAAGACUGUGAAGGCUCGCGAAAGACAGCCUCUUGACAUCUUUGUUCACCGUCACGCGGUGAAUCACGCUCUUACACCAGAAGCAUCUUCUCAUCCACAGGAAGUGUUGUCUCUCUGGUGCUUGUGCUUGAACCAAGAGCUGGCCUUUGCGACGGCGGAAGAACGUAACGGUCAGGGGCACAAGAGAACCGGUUUUUGUUUGCACCUUUUUAAACCGGUGACGAGCUUAACAAACCGUUUCAGGGGCAAAAUCGUCCUUUCCGGUGGGGCAUCGUGAUCAGGCUUCUUUCUAACGUCUUCUCUGGAUUUACCGCCAUUCAUAAAGGUUUUAAGAUAUUUUGGUUUCAAUUUUUAAGGAAAUAGUAUCAAAAUAAGAAACAAUUUUUUGUUUUGUGUUGACGUCAUUUAUGAGGUUCAAAUAUCGGUCGAGAUUCAUGGACCCGCACUAAAAUAAUGAAGUUGUAUAUUAAUAUUUUAACAUAGACAAUUAAAUUCAAUGGGCUUUCAAACGUUUUGAGAAUUG